Molecule: messenger RNA, 3074 nt
Organism: Siniperca chuatsi (mandarin fish)
Lineage: Eukaryota; Metazoa; Chordata; Actinopteri; Centrarchiformes; Sinipercidae
Exons: 7
Coding region: 526-2064 (512 amino acids)
Biological process (GO): monocarboxylic acid transport; transmembrane transport
Molecular function (GO): monocarboxylic acid transmembrane transporter activity
Source: RefSeq, a predicted model, not a curated record
GUCAAAUACAAGAUAACAUUACAUUUAAGUUCAAAUCUGCUCUUUGUCCCUUGCUCUUGACUCUAAGCAAGACACACGAAAUCUUACAACAACAGUUGAUGAAACUUUGCCUUGCAUGCGUUUUGUUUUCAACGUGUUGUCACACUCAGGAAUCCAGAGAAAAUGGGUUACAAAGGUCUGUCCAGAUUAGCUGCUCAAACGCACGUGUGUUACACAUAAGCUCUCUCUGUCACAUAUCAUUCAUGUUUGACCCUUGCACCAUUUAACCUGAAACGUGAUUUCUCUGAAGAGUGCCUGUCAAGUGUGUGUGAGUUACACCACCACCACUGCAUGUGACAAGCAAAGAGUGCCAAGCCCUUGCCAUCAGGUUAUGAAAUCAUACCAACCCUGGAGAGCUGCCCUGCAGGAGGAGCAUGAUGGCUUCAAUUUGACCACAACAGUCAUGAUCCAGAUUUGGGUCCAGACCUCAUUUAGUCCGAUCACACAGGAGUCAUUUGAGUGUUGUAGAAACCAGUGAAGAUCAACAUGGACUCUCCAGGAAAGGCUCAGAAGGUAAGAGUAGCUGCAGCAACAGCAGCAACAGCCCCUGAUGGUGGCUACGCCUGGUUCAUCCUGCUCUCCUGCUUCCUGGUCUUUGGCCUGACCUUUGGGAUCAUUAAGGCCUUUGGUGUAUUUUAUGUUGAGAUACACAAAUACUUUGAAACCACAGCAACAGGAACAUCUUGGAUUACCUCUAUUGCGGUGGCUACCAUUCACGUUGUGGCUCCUGUAGCAUCUGCUCUGAGUGUUCGCUACAGUCAUCGCCCUGUAGUGAUAAUGGGAGGACUCUUAUGCAGCAUAGGAGUCGUGUUUGGGACUUUUGCUCGUAACCUGAUUGAACUCUAUUUAACAGUGGGGUUCCUAAAUGGUUUUGGCUAUGCAUUGACAUGGACCCCCACAGUGACCAUGCUGGGCUUGUACUUUGAGCAGAGGCGUCCAAUGGCAAAUGCCUUGGCCAGCGCUGGAGAGUGCAUCCUUACCUUUGUCCUCACACCCCUGUUCCAGCUGUUGAUUGACAGCUACUCCUGGAGAGGUGCUUUGCUAAUCCUAGGGGGUCUGCAGCUUAACCUAUGUGUAUGCGGGAUGCUACUGAGGCCCUUAAAAGCUACCGGAAAUGUGACUUGUGAGAUCAAAGCAGAGGAAGAGGGCUUGUCCCUGGAAUUGUUACCUAAAGAUGGCUCAGAGCACAGCAAACCAAGCUGCCUAGAGGCGGAGGAGCUGAGAAUAUCUGAGGGGUCUGAUCAGGGGACAAUCAAGGCAUGCCUUGAAGACCCUGAAGAGAUACCUAAUUUGACCAUGAAAGUACAAGACUCAAACAACAGGAGGGCUGAACUAAGGACCAAAAUCCAUUGCUAUGUGGAUUAUACCCUCAUCACUAAUGCUCGAUUCAUGGUCUAUUCAAUGUUUGGGGUGUUUGCUGCACUGGGUUUCUUUGCCCCCGCUCUGUUCCUGGUUCCAUAUGCUCAUAGUAAGGGGAUUGAGGAGUACCAGGCAGCUGCACUUAUGUCCAUCUCUGCAGUCUUGGACCUGUUUGGAAGGGUUUUCUUUGGAUGGGUGGCAAACCUGAGACUGAUGGAGACAGUGCAGCAGCUGACAGCUACAGUAAUUCUGCUGGGUAUUGUGUUACUCCUCUGCCCACUGGCCUCCUCCUUCUCAGAGCUGGCUGCUUUCAGCACAGCUUAUGGCCUGGUGUACGGUGCCACAGUCGCCAUCCACAUCACCGUGCUUGCUGAGAUUGUGGGCGCCAACAGGCUCGGAAGCGCACUAGGGUUCUUUAUGCUCAUACGCAGUAGCGGGGGCCUGCUUGGACCGCCCAUUGCUGGAUUCUUCAUAGACAAGAUGAGUGAUUACGGAACAGGCUUCCUAAUGGCAGGAGUGGCUCUCGUCGUCUCUGCUCUGUUCCUGCUUCUCCUCUAUCAGAUGAACCUCAGGGGUCAGAGGUCAACCACCAAGAACCACAAUAUGCAUACGGACAAAAUGGGACAAAGCGUCAGAGCUGAAGCCAAAGAGCUGGACAUGACAUGAAUGAAGGAAAAAUUGUUUUUGUUUCUGAUAGACAACGAGUUUGAAAAGAGAUCUGGAUCGCAAGAUCACAGUCAAAAAAUGGACAAUUAUAGUGAAGACUGAAGCAGUGUUUUUUCUCAUGGAGAAAUAUAAAUACAGUGGAGGUCAGACGUCUAAAAGAAAAAUCAUUUGCAGGAUCAACUGGGCCUUUCAGAGUCAAGUGGAUGGUUUGGAUGUCAGCAUCUCUGUCACACAGACCAGAUAAAUUGCAUAACAGAGGCAGAAUCAAGUGAAUUCACACCUCAAGUGUUUUUACAAACCUAAGGGACUGUACAAAAAUUAUUAGGAUUAUUGGGGUAGAAGGUUUUUUUUUCUUUUGAACGUUACUAAUAUGAUCAGUUCUGCAGGAGUGUUUUCAGUCCAUGGGCGAUUUGAAAACACUUAAUUGUUAACCACACUGCAACCAAGACACUUAAGGCUUUCUUUAUAUAUUUCACUUUGCAUGCUAGCUUACUGGUGUUGUAGCAGUUAAUAGCUCUUAUUUCAAACAUAGAGAGUGGCUGGAAUAUUUGCUAAAUGUGAUACAAAUUGCUAAUUUAAUUUCUAAUGUGCGUAUUGGUUGCGCACAAUAAUAUAUAUAUAUUUUUAAGAUAUUGAAUGUUUAAAUACAGGAAACCUUCCGCAGUAAUUUUCCCUAGUCCCUAAAGUGUUUAUAUUGAACAUUGAACUUACUUUCUGGAAUGUACUAAACUGUAGUAACAUACUGUCACUGCAGAUUCUGUGUAUUUAUGUCACUCAGGUGCAAAAUAUGUCAGGAAUGUGACAAUCAUAGAGCCUUAUGAAUUUUUGUAGAUUUCUAUAAAAAUCACAAGUUCAGAAGUUGAUUAAAAAGAAAAAGCAUGUGUUUCACAUACUGUAUGUUGUCUUAAAGUCACACUUUGUUUUUGAAUGUUUUUGUUCUUUAUUGCAGUGGUGUCAUGUAUGAAUAAAUGCUGGGUUGCAAAGUGAAAAUGUGACUAUGGCUCCCUCCA